Molecule: messenger RNA, 2076 nt
Organism: Hippoglossus stenolepis (Pacific halibut)
Lineage: Eukaryota; Metazoa; Chordata; Actinopteri; Pleuronectiformes; Pleuronectidae
Product: voltage-dependent calcium channel gamma-4 subunit
Exons: 4
Coding region: 62-1075 (337 amino acids)
Biological process (GO): neurotransmitter receptor transport, postsynaptic endosome to lysosome; regulation of AMPA receptor activity; transmission of nerve impulse
Cellular component (GO): voltage-gated calcium channel complex; AMPA glutamate receptor complex; postsynaptic density membrane
Molecular function (GO): voltage-gated calcium channel activity; channel regulator activity
Source: RefSeq, a predicted model, not a curated record
CUUCUUCUUCCUCGCCGUGCGCGUAAGCUGCCUGUGGAGGACCCGCACAUUAUGAGACGCCAUGGCAUGUUGUGAGCGAGGGGUUCAGACCCUCGUGGCCAUCGUGGGGGCCUUCGCCGCGUUCAGCCUUAUGACCAUCGCCAUCGGCACCGACUACUGGCUCUACUCCCGCGCGUACAUCUGCAACACCACCAAUGCUUCCACGGAUGACAACCAGAUGCAGCCCAAGAAAGUGAGAGGCGACCUGACGCACUCUGGUCUGUGGAGGAUCUGCUGCAUCGAAGGUAUCAAUAAAGGAAGCUGUUUCCGGAUCAAUCACUUCCCAGAGGAUAACGACUACGACACCGACAGCUCUGAGUACAUCUUACGUAUAGUACGUGCCUCAAGCCUAUUCCCCAUCCUCAGCAACGUCCUGCUGAUGCUGGGUGGCCUGUGUGUCGGUGUUGGACGCAUCUACAGCGGCAGGAACAACAUCCUGCUCAGUGCUGGCAUCCUGUGUGUGGCUGCAGGCCUGAGCAACAUCAUCGGCAUCAUCGUCUACAUCUCGAGCAACGCCGGCGAUCCCAGUGACAAGAAAGACGAGGACAAGAAAAACCACUACAACUACGGCUGGUCCUUUUAUUUCGGCGCCCUCUCCUUCAUCGUGGCCGAGUCAGUGGGCGUUCUUGCCAUCAACAUUUACAUCGAGAAAAACAAAGACACGCGCUUCCGAGCCAGGCACAACUUCAUCAAAACCAUACCCUCCUCUUCACCUUACUCCCGCAUCCCGAGUUACCGCCACAGACGAAGGCGCUCACGCUCCAGCUCCAGGUCGUCUGACCCGUCCCGUGAGCCCUCCCCGGUCGGGAUGAAGAUCGGUGGAGGUAGUGGUGGAGGAGGAGCAGGAGGAGGGUUGGGAAUGGGGUUGCCGAUGGGGGAUAUAUCCCUGUACGCCCUUAGUAGGGACCCCCUGAAGGGCGCAAGUGGGAUUUCAGGGCCCUACAGCCCUGAGAGGGACUCUGGGUUUUUACAAGUCCACAACUGCUUCCAGAAGGAUCUGAAAGACGGGGUGAACAGGAGGACAACGCCGGUAUGAGGUCGGGAGCGUAUCGCUGCGUGAAACUAUAAGCUUGACGGAGCACAUUAGAUAUCUUACAGUUGAUGAAAAAAGGACAAUUCCUCCCCCGGGGCUGUUCAGGCAGCAGCGAUGUUGAAAGGUCAGAGCUCAAAAUUGUUUUCCUUGCGUCCCUCUGUGCCAGUCUGCGUUUCAUUCAGAUGAGAACUGAUAACAAAAACAACUUUUUUAUGAUAUGACUCAAUAUCUUUGAAGAUGUUAAUUCUAAAAUGUGAUGCUCACUAUUUGUGACUUGUGCUCUUACACAAAAUGAUGAAAAUAUUGCACUGUUAGGAAGGACAGUCAGUGAAGACUUGAUAAAAUAAUUAACCUUUUACAGACGUGAUGUUCAGUAUUAUAAAGAUUCUGAAUAUUGAACUUCAGGUAAAGAUGUUUUUUCCUCUGAAGUAGCUGUGAAGUGUUUUGAAAAUAAUUGUAUUCCCAGACAGAAGAGAAAUUGUUUCUCCGAAAUUGUUUGCUAAAAAUGAAUUGAUAGACUUGAUUGUUUGUAAUCCAAGUAUUAUUGUAUUGUGUUUGUUUGUAAUUUAACACAACUGGUGCUAACUAGUACACCUUUGAUCGUCUUAAAGCCUUCUGAACUGCCAUUUGAAUACUCCUCUCUCAUGCUUGGUCGUGAGUUGUGUGAUAAAUGUGUGUGUUAUGUGAAAGUGUGCGAUCUGCCUCUGAAACACUGCCAAACUUAGAUUUACAACUGUAGAUAUAUAUCAACAAAAAUGACAGGAGACAAUGUGAGUACAUUCCAGUAUGCUGUGUGAUGUGUCAGUAUAAACACUAUUUGUACAGACUGUGUGUGUGUGUGUGUGUAGUUUGCUCUCCGUUCGCUCAGGGACGAUGAAUUAUUUUCCGACAGACAUUUACAGUUAAAGAAGAGGUGAGAUCAAACUGUGUGAGUGAAUAUGAUUUUGUUUCUGCUGCCCUGUCCACACCAAUGCAGAUAUUUAUAAAACUCUUUUUUCUCUGCG